Molecule: messenger RNA, 2983 nt
Organism: Biomphalaria glabrata
Lineage: Eukaryota; Metazoa; Mollusca; Gastropoda; Planorbidae
Exons: 28
Coding region: 119-2824 (901 amino acids)
Source: RefSeq, a predicted model, not a curated record
AUGAUUUAGUCUAUAAAGUUUUUUAAGAAAAAAUAUUUAAUCUAGAUCCAAUGUAACUAGUAUUUUACAAAAUAAAAACAAUAACAUUUUUACUUGUCUGAAUAGUGUUUAUCUUAUUAUGUGCUUGAGUCUAGACAUGACGAAGGUAGUAAGUAGUUGGAACGUACUCUACAUUUACUCUUGUCUUGUUAGACAUGACAUUGCCAGUAAUGGAGUUGGAAAUAUAGCUGGCUCAUCGACUUUUGGGAAGACCUACGCAAUAGCCUUGCCCUGCAUUAAGAACGCCGAGACCCAAGUGCACUUUCAUCUGAUGACUAUCACUUAUGAGACAUUUUACGUGAACUUUACAUCUCACUGGCGUAAUGAAAACAAUGAUUUUGCGAGGUUUCAACUGUCGAGGAAUAAGCAACAUGUGGUAAAAACGUCCCUUGUUUAUAGCUCUGACUCCGAAGUCGAAUUAAGAUGGACCUACUUCCUGACGGCCAUUUUCCCAUUUCAAGUCACGUGUUACGCCCAAGGCAAGCCUGACGCGUUCAUAGAGAGUUUUUUGGCGCUCCCCCUGGAGGCCUGGGGUAAAGUUUAUGUCGUCAGUACCACAAAUUACAGAGCUUCGUUGCAAAUUAUUAACGGUGCCAAAGGUCAGAAGGUCACUGUGUUGCUAGGUUACGUAAGCAAGAAAUACUACGCCCUUUUUAAAAACAUUGAGUUUGGCAGCAACGUAACGAAAUCCAUCUACCUGGAAAGUUUUCAAGCACUUAGUAUACAAUUAUGUCAUGGGGCCAAAGAGAGCGGAGCUUUCACAGGCUCGAAUGUUAAUGCUGAUAAUCCUAUAGCAGUUGUUUGCGGUUCGUGUUACAUAGCAGGAACCUCCAGUUGUAAACAGGGACUGUCACUUGACAUGCCUCCCACUAGUUCAGAGUUUCUGACGAGCUACAUUGCUGCCAAACCCGAGGGAUUUCCAGGCUACUUUCUAGUCAUCGCCUUUGAGUAUCUAACCUCGUUCUCUGUCAGUGGAAGCACUAUGAAUGCAGAUAUGAACAUGGCGUCUGGGGAGACUUUCAAAAAACUUGAGAGUCUGGAAGGUCCUCACGUGAUCAAGUCUAAAGACAAGAAGAAACCGAUUCUGGUGGUCGUGUACUUCAAGUCAACAUGCCGCGUAAGAAACGAUGACGCAAUAACCAGCUUAAGUUACAUCAUACCAACUGGAUUACUGAUGGAUAAUUAUUACUGGCAAACUAAUACGGAUGAGAUUGCUGAGUAUGUCCUGAUAGUCUAUAAACAAGGACAGUCUUUGUUUAUUCUAAUGGAUAUGGUUAACGUCGAAAGAUUAAAUGGUUGGAAAGCAACACGCUAUGGAUCGAUUCACAUUGGUCAGUUUCAGAGUGGACUUGGUGAUCAUCAGUUGUACAGCAUCAACUCUUUUAGGUACGCGGCCUAUUUGUUUGGGUACAAGGUGGACAAUAAGGCAUUGAUGCACAUGAGGCCUGCUGGGAUCGUAGCGAGACCAGGAUACUCUCCCUUUUGUGAGGAGUUCUAUGCUCCUGUCGUAGAAGGAGAUCUGAUAGAUAAUGACUGCGACGGACUUAUUGAUGAAGAGAAAAAAGACAGCAACGUACCUGUUGACAAUGACUACGACCAGAAAGUCGAAGAGGACUACAUGAAAGGAAAUCUAGUAAAUGGCUUUUGGUCCGUGUGGGUUCAGUGGAGCUGUGAAAGUGAAACUGCCACCAGAAAAUACAGGAGCAGAUACUGCAACAACCCGGCCCCCUACAAUGGAGGGAGGGACUGCGACGGCCCCGCUGAUGAGAACAAGGAGGCUAACUGCUAUAACGUCAUGCACGGAAUAGUUGAUGGAGGCUGGGCCGUGAUAAGCUACCACUGUCUUAACUGUCACAUAGGCGAUGUUCGUGCCAGGGUAUACAGGCAAUGUAUUGACCCUGAGCCCAAGAAUGGCGGCAAGCCUUGCACUGGACCGAACGUCUUAGAAGAAGAAUACGAGCCGUGCGUUACACAGUGUGCUCACAAUAAACCGAAGCCCACAACAACAAGAAAGACAACCACAGGGAGGUCUACAACAACAUCAACCUCUACAACUACAAAACUAACAGCGCCUUGGACAACACCAGCUACCCAAGUCUCCAUUACGAAGCUAACCACUAAAUUUAUAACUAUCACUCAGCCUAGAAAACUACCAGGCGUUUGGGGAUUGUGGUCUGAAUGGAAGUGUAUUGAGAACUGCACUGUAACAUCCUUAGUCCGUACGAGGACAUGUGAGGAUCCCCCUGAAGGUCCGAGAUCGUUUGAAUGUCCAGGGUUUAUGUACGAGCUUGGAAAGGGAAGAACUUGCAAUGUCUUUUGUGAAACUUUGUGCCCCACUGGACGCUGGGGCUUCAACUGCUCUAAAACUUGCCGUCAUUGUGGCUUGCCGUGCGAUAAGGAAACCGGAAAUUGUGGCGCAUGCUUGCCAGGUUAUCGAUACCCUCAUUUAGGUUGCCAGGAAGUCUGCGGGGAAUUCACGUUCGGAUACGAUUGUUCUGGUGACUGCUUCAAGAAAUGUGGUGGUCACGAAUGUAUUGAAAAAAUCACCGGGCAAUGUCCCUUUUACAUUGGACGAGGGAAGUAUCUGUUUUAUAUCAUACCAUUACUUCUGAUCAUGCCAAUCAUUUGCUGUUGCAAGAAAAGAUUCGGCAUAGUCCAAGAAAUCUCAGAGACGGCUGACAGUGUCGAAUUUUUGGUCAGUAAGCCAGCGAGCAGCGUUAAAGCUUCGAAAUCAAAAUCCGUUCGAUCCAUGGCUACGAAAUCCAUAACCAGCGCCGCGAAUUAGAAAAAUAUUAUCUUGGACGUCUUAUAGCUGUAGGACAACUCCUACUGUGACAGAGAGAAAUCUCGUCCUUAGAGAUGUUAAUAAUCAAUGACCGUAAUUAUUUUAUUUCUCUUUACUGGACUCUUAAAAAUGAUAUUAAUUAAAAGAUGAAGAACACUU